ACUCCAGCAAUCGCAUUCGAGUCGCUCGAGCUGUUUAAAGUCACUUUCCGUUGUACGUUUAUCAGAGAUUGUUUGAUCUUUGUUGAGAGAGAAUGGACGAAAAAAACGCAUCCGCAAACACAUCCGUCGAAAUGGGUGAGAGCAAUUCAGCAACGGCAGCGAAGAAGCCAGCGAAAAGCAAGUCGAAGGCACAACGUGCGAAAGCAUCUCAUCCACCGACUUCGGAAAUGGUCAACGCCGCCAUUAAGGAAUUGAAAGACCGAAAAGGAUCGUCUGUCCAGGCCAUCAAGAAGUUUAUCGCCUCCACUUACAAGGUUGACGGAGAAAAAUUUGCUCCGUUCAUCAAGCGAUACUUGAAAGCCGCCGUAACAUCUGGUGCCGUCGUACAGACCAAGGGCAAGGGAGCUUCUGGGUCCUUCAAGCUAUCAGCUGGAAAACCGUCGGAGACUUUAAAGACUAAGAAGGAACUGCGUUCACCGAAGAAAGCCGAGGUGAAGAAGGUCGAGAAGAAGACCGUGGCAAAGAAAGUCGCCCCCGUGAAGAAGCCAGCAGCUAAGAAACCAGUAGAAAAGAAGGCAGCCGCAGUGAAGAAAACCGCAGCGAAAGCAGCGGCAACUAAAGCGAAGACUGCCACAGAAGCUAAGAACAUGUCCAAGUCGAGGAAGACCGCCAAAGCUCCUGCAGCGAAGACCAGGACUCCUAAGCCGAAGAAGACCGCUACAUCGAAAUCGGUCAAGGCUCCAGCAAAGAAAUAAUUGCGCUCUGCAAUAACAACAUUCAAACAUAAAUGGCCCUUUUCAGGGCCACCACAUUCUUACCACGUAGAACUACCCACUGCCUCUUUCUUUCUAGGUAUCAAAUGCAUCCUUGCAAAGUAUAAAUGUUCAUAAUUUUAAAUUAUCGUGCUAAAUUGCAAAAUUAUUUUGCGUUGUACGAAGAAAGUACUUUAUUACGAAGAUGAACAUCUUAAUUUUAAAUAGUUCACUACAGCUGAACAGACUCCGACAUAUAUCAUAUACCUGCCUGAACAAUUAAUGACUAGCGACCAGAGUAGACAACAUUUUCUUGGAAUUCUAGUGUAACGAACAUUAAGGAAAAGUAACGAACAGUUCUUAAAUAUUUCUUAUUUAUUAAUCGAAAUUUAUGUUUAAACAAGAAUUUUAUCCGUUUGCGGUAAUGAAUGAAAAAGUAACGAACAGUUCUUCGAUAUUUCUUAUUUAUUAAAAGAAAUUUAUGUUUAACACGUUGAUCGCCACGUCACCCAUAUAUGGGCGACAGUGCUUUUCACUGAAAAACGAAAACUAUUAAUUCUGAAAGUUAAGUGUCACAGAAAAUGAAUUUAAAUAAAAUACUUGGAUUUUGAUGAAGUUACAGAACUAAAUACCAAAAUAAAUGUUUCAUUACGCAGCUUUCGAUAGUCUGUAAACAAAAUUUAAACACGGUAGAAAUUUUCAAGAGUUUUAGUCUGGCAGUGAACGUGUUAAACAAGAAUUUGAUCCAUUUACUUAUCGAAAGACGAAAGACUGUUUCACG
Messenger RNA from Hylaeus volcanicus, 1533 nucleotides. RefSeq names its product histone H1-III-like. The record is from RefSeq and is a predicted model, not a curated record. Gene Ontology annotation, molecular function: nucleosomal DNA binding; double-stranded DNA binding; structural constituent of chromatin. Bases 93 to 755 code for a protein of 220 amino acids. Gene Ontology annotation, cellular component: nucleosome; nucleus. Gene Ontology annotation, biological process: nucleosome assembly; chromosome condensation; negative regulation of DNA recombination. The transcript has a single exon. Lineage: Eukaryota; Metazoa; Arthropoda; Insecta; Hymenoptera; Colletidae.